Molecule: messenger RNA, 1080 nt
Organism: Gracilinanus agilis (Agile Gracile Mouse Opossum)
Lineage: Eukaryota; Metazoa; Chordata; Mammalia; Didelphimorphia; Didelphidae
Product: ankyrin repeat domain-containing protein 7-like
Exons: 7
Coding region: 1-1080 (359 amino acids)
Molecular function (GO): protein binding
Source: RefSeq, a predicted model, not a curated record
AUGAAAAAAAUUUUUCAUUUUAGAAAAAAAACCCAGCCUGAGGCUUGUGCCCCGAUCCCCGCUCGGAGAGACGUUGGGGUUAGUGGAGAAUCAGCUGAAGAAGGCUAUAGAAUCCGGAGAAAAGAUGUUGGAAAACUCCACAGAGCUGCCUCAACUGGAGAUUGUCCAGAAAUACAGUGGCUGCUGCUUGUCAAAGGAAAGGAUAUAAAUGAAGUAGAUCAAUUCAACAGGACAGCUCUGCACCUGGCCUGUGCCGUUGGCUAUCCAGAUGUUGUGUCUCUCUUAGUGGAGAGACGCUGCCUGCUGGACCUGUGCGACAGCGACCACCGCACUCCUCUAAUGAAGGCUGUCCAGUGUCAGCAGGAGGAGUGUGCGAGCAUCCUGCUCAGUCACGGAGCUGACCCUAAUGUAGUGGAUGAGAGCGGCAGCACCGCCCUUCACUAUGCAGCCUCUGGUUACAGCACAGCCAUAGCAGCGAAGCUGCUGCAACAGAAGGCUCAGAUUGAAGCCAAAGAUGGGAAUGGCUUUACACCCCUCUUGCUUGCAGUUAAAAACCAUCAUGACGAAAUGGUGGAUUUAUUUUUAAAGAAUGGAGCAAAUGUCAAUGGCUGCGAUGAUUGUAGAAGAACAGCUCUCAUGAUUGCCCUUAGUAAUAAUACUACCCCAACAAGUCUAAUCAAACUUAUUCUUCAAUAUGAUGUUGACCUCUCUUGUCAAGAUUAUUUCGGAAGGACAAUAAAAGACUAUCCUUAUUCCAGUCAUGCUAAAGUUCAUCGGGAAUUAGUUCUUCAGUAUGUGAAGAGUAAACUUAAUGAACCCUGUGUGGCCGAAAUCAGUAGUCCAGAUGUGACUUCUGAUAUUGCAUUUACUUUGGGUGUACCAGUCUUGGGAAAAAAAGAUAUUAAGGAUGAAAAAAAGCCACAGGGAUUAGGAGAACAAGGGAACAGAGAAACAGGUUGGAAUAGUAAUGCAUAUAUUGCUAGAAUUUCAAGACAGAGGGGGGGGGUCCCCAACAGUGAGCUCCCCACCAGAAGGAGACUGACUACAAAGGUGGAGCUAGGGGAAAAGAUGCAAAGAUAG